UUGAGCGCAAGAAAAUUUCCACCUGGGUUCGAAUUUGGGGCGGCUACUUCAUCGUACCAGGUCGAAGGAGCGUGGAAUAUUAGCGACAAAGGGGAGAGUAUUUGGGACAGGUUCACUCACCAAAACCCAAAGGGCAUCGUAAACGGUGCAAACGGUGACGUUGCUUGUAACUCAUACUAUAACUGGAUGGAUGACGUGGAAAUUGCAACUGAGCUGGGUUUACACUUUUAUCGGUUUUCAAUAUCAUGGCCCCGCCUACUUCCGUCUGGUUUCAUCGACAAAAUAAGUGAAGACGGUAAAAACUAUUAUAAUAAGGUUAUUGACGCUUUACUUCUGAAUGGAAUCAAGCCAGUUGUUACACUGUAUCACUGGGACUUACCACAGAGGCUACAAAACUUAGGGGGAUGGACAAACCCUUAUAUAGCAGACUGGUUUGCGGAUUACUCAAGAGUUGCCUACACAUUGUUUGGCGACCGCGUGAAGACCUGGAUAACUAUUAACGAGCCCGUAGUGAUUUGCGAUUUGUCGUACAACUCAGGUGCCUUUGCGCCUGGCAUCAAAGACCCAGAACUGGGUAAUUACCUAUGUAGCAAAAAUAUACUUUUGGCGCAUGCUAAGGCCUGGAGGAUUUAUGACGAGGAGUUUAAACCGAAAUAUCAUGGUAAAGUAGGAAUAACCAACCUAUUAUUUUGGUUCGAGGCAGCGAAUGAGGAAGACCAAGAUUUGACUGAACUUAUAAGAACAUAUAUGACUGGAAUGUAUUCGGAUCCGAUUUACGCAAAAGACGGUGGCUGGCCAUCAAAAAUAGAGUUGAUUAUAGCAGAGAACAGCAGGAAGCAAGGGUUUCCACGCUCAAGACUACCCGCAUUCACACAAGAGGAAAUUGAAUUUGUUAAAGGUACUUAUGAUUUCUAUGGCAUAAAUUAUUAUUCGUCUCGUACUGUGCGGAAGGCUAAAGCUGGUGAGACUAUUGGCAGUUGGCCACUUGGCAACGGCGCCGUGGAGUUCAACGCUGUUCUGGACGUCCGUCCGGAGUGGAAGAAGGCGGCGUCGUCCUGGUUUUGGAUAAACCCGCCAGGCAUUCGAAAUAAAUUAGCUUGGCUGAAGAAGACAUAUGGUGAUAUCGAGAUACUUAUAACGGAAAAUGGAUUAUCAACUUUCAGCGAUGAUCUGAAUGAUGUAGAGCGAUUAAAUUACCACAGGAAUCACUUAGAACAGGUUUGGCUGGCCAUAAACAAAGAUGGUGUCAAUGUGACCGGUUAUACCGCCUGGACAAUGAUGGACAACUUUGAAUGGUGUGACGGCUAUGCAGUCAAAUUUGGCCUAUACAGCAUAAACUUUGAUGACGAGAACCGACGCCGCAAUCCGCGCGCGUCUGCGAAGUACUACGCGGAUGUCAUACGAAGCCACAGUUACGACGUAGCGAACAAAAAAUAUACAACAGAUAAACUUUACUCAGUUUUGUUUUAUGUACCGGUGCCUAUUCUCCUCUUGACGCUAAUGCUAAUGAUGAUUUCAUGCCCGACGCCCUCAAAGUCAUUUACCGCAAGACAUCAUAAAUUAACGGACGUUCCCGAUGCUCUUUAG
Messenger RNA from Parnassius mnemosyne (clouded apollo), 1587 nucleotides. The record is from the annotation of a GenBank genome assembly. Lineage: Eukaryota; Metazoa; Arthropoda; Insecta; Lepidoptera; Papilionidae.